This is a messenger RNA of Ylistrum balloti, 1075 nucleotides long. RefSeq names its product ribonuclease P protein subunit p30-like. Gene Ontology annotation, biological process: tRNA processing. Bases 1 to 954 code for a protein of 317 amino acids. Gene Ontology annotation, cellular component: nucleolar ribonuclease P complex. The transcript is spliced from 11 exons. Lineage: Eukaryota; Metazoa; Mollusca; Bivalvia; Pectinida; Pectinidae. The record is from RefSeq and is a predicted model, not a curated record. Gene Ontology annotation, molecular function: RNA binding.
AUGGCAGCCUUCAUGGAUUUACACGUGAAAAAUACCGAUAAAGUGUCGCUGAAAGAAACACUUCGCCAAGCAGAAAGAUUGGGCUUUGAUGUUGUGGCCAUAAGCUGUUUUGUAGAGGAUUUACAAUCUGUUUCUAAAGGGAAGAAGAAGCAGAAAGAUAAUCAAUCAAAUAUUCCAUUGCCAGAGGAUUUAAUAUUAAAUGAGGAAGACAUGAAAAGUAUCAAUUGGACAAGGAAAGCACCUCGGCAGUUGUCCAGAAUCUCAACAAUUAUCAGCGACGCAUCACAAACACACAAACUGGCCCAAGAAAACGUCCAGAGAUUUGAUUUGGUGGCCGUUCAACCUACUUCAGAAAAAACGUUUCAUCUGGCUUGCUUGACACUUGAUAUAGACAUCAUUAUCAUCGACGUUACACAGAAACUACCAUACUUUAUCAAAAGACCUUCUGUGAAUACGGCCAUAGAGAGAGGGAUACAUUUCGAGAUCAAUUACAGUCCUGCUGUCAUGGAUACGAGUGCGAGGGUACAUAUGAUCAGCAACAUACAAUCAUUGGUCAGUGUGUGUAAAGGAAAGAAUCUGAUUUUAUCAAGUGGAUGUGAACAGGCUUCAUCCAUCCGAGGACCAUAUGAUGUUGCUAACUUAUCAAUGCUUUUCGGUAUGACACAAGCCCAAGGAAAAGCAGCAGUUUGUCGGAACUGUCGAGCGGUAUUAUUUCAUGCAGAGUCGAGGCGUUCUUGCAAAUCCACUAUGAGUGCCUUACAAAUAACCGAAGCGACAUUCAGACCAAAGCGUGGCCUUAUGGAGUGUGACGAAGGCUAUAAUAAAGGAGAGUCGAAAGCCGAGGAACAAACUACCAAAGCAACUUCAAGUGACACUGUUGUAACGUCUAUUGAUACGGAAAUAACAAACGGCCUAAUGAGUGAUGGUCCACAAAUGAAAAAAAUGAAAACGUGAUAUUGCUUUUCAUUUUCAGGGAACAAGUUGUUAUCCUGUUUUGUGAAAUAACUUUUAACUCUUCCAUAUAAAAUUGAAUUUCCCAAUGUAUAUGUGGAUAUAUAUUAAAUUUUAUUAGUAA